AUCUGGCAGAGGAUUGUGAAUGCACUGAGAUUCCAAAACCAAAAAGUCUUGGAGAAGCCUACAAAGACCGUCGCCUUAAACACACAUAUACACACGCACAAACAAACACACACACACACACACUGAAGAACUACAGGGACCCAGAUAAAUGGCUGACAAACAGAUCAGUUUGCCUGCCAAGCUAAUAAACGGCGGUGUUGCUGGACUGAUCGGCGUUACGUGUGUGUUCCCCAUUGAUCUGGCCAAGACUCGCCUUCAGAACCAGCAGAAUGGAUCCCGCCUCUACACCAGCAUGUCCGACUGCCUUAUUAAGACCAUACGGUCAGAGGGAUACUUCGGCAUGUACAGAGGUGCUGCAGUGAACUUGACUCUGGUCACCCCAGAAAAAGCCAUCAAGCUGGCGGCAAAUGAUUUCUUCAGGCAUCACCUCUCUAAAGACGGGCAGAAACUCACUCUCCUGAAAGAGAUGCUGGCUGGCUGCGGUGCAGGAACCUGUCAAGUCAUCGUUACGACACCGAUGGAGAUGCUGAAGAUUCAGCUGCAAGACGCCGGAAGAAUCGCGGCUCAGAGGAAGCUCAUGCCUCAGGCUGUGACCCCCGGGGGCCCCGUGGAGAUGAAGUCCCCCACUGCUAUGCAACUCACCAGACAACUGCUGAAGGAGAAGGGCAUCGCGGGGCUCUACAAGGGCCUGGGGGCCACACUGCUCAGGGACGUCCCGUUUUCCAUCAUUUAUUUCCCUCUGUUUGCUAAUCUGAAUAAUCUGGGGAAGAAAGGAGGAGAUGGUCCUGCACCCUUUUACGUCUCCUUCAUCUCGGGCUGCAUUGCGGGAAGCACAGCCGCAGUCGCUGUUAACCCUGUAGAUGUGAUCAAGACCAGACUGCAGUCACUAACACGAGGCAGUGAAGAGGACUCUUACAGUGGGGUGACGGACUGUAUCAGGAAAAUUUUACGCAACGAAGGUCCCGCUGCGUUCCUGAAGGGGGCGUACUGUCGAGCUCUGGUCAUCGCGCCGCUCUUCGGCAUCGCUCAGGUGGUCUAUUUCCUCGGCGUGGGUGAAUUCAUCUUGAGUUAUCUACCCAAACGAAACAACUAACCAACCACCCCCACUGCCUCCCAUCACGCAUUGCACCAGUCAGUGUCCCGCCCCUCCCCCAUCUCGCAGAAGGAUCAAAGCGUGGACCAGUCAGACUGAUUUUAAUCGUUGUUGUCGUGCCGUUUUUGUUCAAAGCGCCGUGUAUUUUUUAUCUGAAUGUGGUGGUUUUAAUACUGAGCGUAAAGUGAGAUUGUGUUUGCCAAGCUGCCUGUUUUAUUUUUGUCUCGUCCCGUCUCACGCUGAGGCGAAGUUAUAUCCUUUUAUGAGUGUUUAAUCUCGAGCCAUUGUCCGAUCAUUGGGCAUCUCAUGACAUUUAAAGCGUAAAAUCAGCGAUCAAUCGUAACUCGUGCUCUGGUUAAUUAUGUACUAAAAUAUCAAGCUCUUUUUUAAUUGCUAAUUUCCUGGAAGAACAGGGCAUGUAAUGUUGAUUAGCUUGCCCUCUGUAAGGCGUCGUUUUUGUCUUUAUUACGGCCAGCUCCGAACGCCUUUCCUCUGGGCGUCGAAUGACUUUGAGAAAAAGUGUGGAAAAGACACACAUCCUUGAGUGUACUAUAAAGUCCAAAGUUUCUGACCUGAGAACAGCAUAUCUUUACGCCUUAUCGAGGCUUGUGUUUCAAAAUGACACGUCGGCUUCAGAGGUUAAUUUGAUUAAUUUCUUUGAAGAGCUGAGGGGAGACGUAUCAGUGAACGAAAAAUGUGAAUUAGACUUGAAAGCGUUUCUCAAAUUGACUGAAUCCAAAUGGAAAUGCCUGCAAGAAGUGGCCAUUAAAACAUCCGGAAAGUUCCCUCACUCUGGGAGAUAAUCGGUUUGGAUUAAGAGAUUGGUUCUGCAUGUCCACAGUACAUUUUUUGGCUCAAAUCUGUUUCAAUCUGAAUAGAAAAAUAGCAUUAAAUAUGAGAUAAAACCUCAUUUAAACCACUUUAAUAGGGUGGUUUGAAGUUUAAUUAAAAAAUUAGAUAUGCAAAGUAGAUUUUUUUUGUUCCUUAUUUAGGCCGGGACACGUAUGUAAUGCCAUGGAAAGUAUGCUUUAGUUUCUAAUGAAAAAUCUAACGUGCAAGUGGUUGUUAUCUUUAAAUAGAUCUAAUCUAAAACAUUGUCUAUUUAAACAUUUUAUUUAUAUAAUUAAAUAGCAAAUUAAUAGAAAGUACAUGAAUAUUUAUAACUGUCAUGACUGUAAAAUGAAUAUGCAAAUUUAAACAAAUACAUUUGUUUUUCAAAAUAUUCAAAACGAAAUAAAAACUUAUCGAAAAUUAAAUAAAAGCUCAUUUAAAAUAUAGCAAAACAAUAACUCUGUAUCUUAGAUGCUUAACCAAAUAUCACGUCACGUAAUAAAUACUCAUGAGCAUAUCAAAUAAGUUCAUAUUGUGUCCCACCCACUGAAAACCCGACUCGGCUAGUUAAAUAUUCCAGUUAAGAUGCUAGCUUGAAAAAGUUUUCACCCCCUCAAGCAGUUUGUAGUUUCACAUCCGUCAGAUAAACGCCAAAGUAACACGCAUAUCGAUUGUAAUGCCUGUCCUGUAAAUCUGCGAUGGGCUAUGCUACAGAUUAUGAAUAUUAAUGCAUUGGCUGUAUCAUUUUAUCUGACAGCUUCUAAUAGUCAUUCCAGUUUUAUCAAGAAGCUAAUAAGCACACGUUCCAGAUUUUGGGCCGAAGUCUGAAAAUGUAUUGAUAAUCCUGAUUAUAUCGACGUAUAUCUCACUAUAUAUUUGUAUGAAUAGUUUUAUCAGUGUCUGAUUGUUUGUGUGAUCUUUGUUGAUUACUGUGUACUGUAUAUAUGCAGAUGAUAUUAUGAAGCGAUUGUUUUUUUUCUUUACGUUUUGUUAUACGAUGGCUUAUUUGCACACCUCCCCGUUAUGUUGUUGGCAUCUGGAAGAGUUAAUAUGCCAGUUUACACACCAUUUGAGCCGAACCUGUAAUGGAUCAGUGUUGGAAUCGUGAGCUUGAUUUUUUUGUGCACUACCAAACGAAACGAACAAAAACUCCCGAACGCUCUCAGGUCUUAGUUCUCGUUUACUUUUUGUGUUUUGCUUCUCGCAGAGGCGUUCGGAUCGAUUUUCAGGCUGUUGUGUAGAGUCAAAGACAAUGUUCUCACUCACAAUAGGUGUGGUCGGCUGGAGUGAGAUAAGCUGGUCUGUGUGUGCAAUCAAGAGUGUUUUUGGCCCAUGCUGACAAACAUUCGAGUCUGUUUCAUACUGCCAAACGAUUCCUGACCAAAAUCCUUGCCUAUAAUACCUCUGUCCCCUUUCCCAGUUUUAGCCUCAGUACACUGACUUUUAUAAACUCGUCCGGUUAAUAUUAACCUGCAGCUGAAUGUACACAACCAAUCGAGUGUUUGAGGUUAGCAUGUUUAUUUAAUUUGAAAGAAAUUGUUAAAGAUUACAGAUUUCAUGAAUAAAAUAAAAUGUGUAGUUAGUAUUGCAAUCUAGAUUUUGGAUUACUAAUUGGAUUACUUUUAGAUUACUUUUGAUUUAACUAGUUUGAACUUGAUUUCUAGGUUUGGUUUUAUGAUUUGAGUUUGAUUAUAUUUAAAUUAUUAAACCGAAAGUAGAAAAAGUAAAUAGAAAACAUAAUUUUGAUUGUAAUGAUACCUUACGCAAUAUCGCCAAGCCCCACAAUGUACUUUAUUAGUCAAAAGUAAUCUAAGAGUAAUCUGAAUGUGACCAAAAAAGGACUUUUCAAAAGAAUAGAAAGAUUUCACAGUGAUGAGCAGAUUAAAUAUUGCAGAUUUCAUGAUAUAAUGUGUAGUUAAUAUUGCAAUCUAGAUUAUGGAUUACUAACCGGAUUACUUUUAGAUUACUUUUGAUUUAACUCAUUUCUAGUAUGGGUUUUAAGAUUUGAAUUUAAUUAAAGUUAUACAUCGAAAAAGAAAAUGGAAAACAACAUUUUGAUUGUAAUAAUACCUUUGGGAAUAUCGCCUAGCCCUAUAAUGUACUUUAUCAGUCAAAAGUAAUCUAAAAGUAUUCUAAAAGUGACCAAAAAAAGGUAUUUGAAGUUGAUUUAACAGAUUAUGGAUUACUUAUUGGAUUACUUUUAGAUUACUUUUUCCAUUUCUAUUUUUGGUUUUAUGAUUUGAUUUUGAUGGUAGUUUAAAUUAUAAAACCAACAGUAGAAAAAAGAAAUUGGAAAACAUAAUUUUGACUAUAAUAAUACCUUCUGCAAUAUCGCCUAUUCUUAUAAUGUACUUUAUCAGUCAAAAAUAAUCUAAAAGUGACUUUUAAAAAGAAUAGAAAGAUUUCACAGUGAUGGGUAGAUUAAAGUUGACAAAUGUCAUGCUAAAAUUUGUAGUUUAUAUUAGGUCUAGAUUAUGGAUUACUAAUUGGAUUACUUUUAGAUUACUUUUCACUUAACUAAUUUCUAGCUUUGGUUUAUGAUCUGAAUUUGAUUAUAAUUUAAAUUAUAAAACCAAAAUUACAAAAAGAAAACAUAAUUUUGAUUGAAAUAACACCUUCUGAAAUAUUUCCUAGUCCUAUAAUGUACUUUAUUAGUAAAAAAGUAAUCUAAAAGUCACCAAAAGGACUUUUAAAAAGAGUAGAAAGAUUUCACAAUGAUGAGUAGAUUAAAGAUUACAAAUUUCUGGAUAAAAUUUGUAGUUAAUAUUGAAAGCUAGAUUAUGGAUUACUAAUCGGAUUACUUUUAGAUUACUUUCUUAUUUUUAGUUUUGGUUAGUUUAUGAUGAAAUCAACAGUAGAAAAAAGAAAAUGGAAAACAUAAUUUUGAUUGUAAUAAUACCUUCGGCAAUAUCGCCUAGCGGUAUAAAAUAUACUUUAUCAGUCAAAAGUAAUCUAAAAGUAAUCUUAAAGUGUUGAAAUUAAUAAAUGAAGCAUUAAUUAAUAAAAAAAUAAAUAAAAAAACACAUUUAACUAUGCAUCACAAGAAUAAAUUACAUUUUUAGACAUGUUCAAUAAUAAAAAACAGAGAACAUUUAAAAACAUUACCAAAAAAAAUCAUACUAGCCUCAAACAUUUGAUCUGUGUACAGUCACAAGUCACUAAUCAAUACAACAAUGACGCUAAUGACCAUUAUCUUGAUGUCCAGAGGGUUUUAUGGUGCUGUCUAACAUCUCAAGAGCUUUACGCCAUAUAAAAACUGUUCAGAUGCUCUUAUUUAUUAUUUUUUAAGGUCAAAGGUAGGACUUCACCAGUGUAUAACCCUUCUGACCGGUUACCUCACAUAUUAUUAUUAUUAUUAUUAACUGUCUAAAUGAAUGCAAACGGUGUUAAAAUGGAAGUGCGUUUCAUGCCUGCUUUAAAUCGGACCUUAAUGACCUUGUUUUGCCUUUUUUGUGUUCGUUUUUACCUAAACAUUCCAAAUGCUGCGACAUAUCUUAAGAUCUGUGAUUAUUUUCAUGAUUGUGAUGACAAUUUUAUGUUGUUUUGCUUUAAUUUGUGAUGAUUUAGUCUUAUUUAGGUGAUUGUUUUCAAUCGUACCUCUGAUUUGCGUCAUGUUUUCUCAGCUGUGAACUUGUUGUGUUUGCGUAUCGUGUGUGUGUGAGGGGUCAAUUGUGCGCACGGCUGUAAGCGCGUUCGUUUUUCGUCGUUUAUGUAACACUAAAGUGUGUUUUUCACUCUCUCCACCAUCUGUCCUUCUUCCCUUCGCUGUACUUUAAGGAAUUAGACUGCAGGUGGCAUUAAAAAAAUAAAAACACACACACACACACCAAAAAUAGAUGAUGAUUUUUACAAUCCAAGCACAAAAACAGAUCUGGCACAAGCGCAAUACACACACACGCCCCUUUGAUAUCGUAUAAUAUUCAAUAUACAACACUUAUUAUGAGCAACAUAUUGCUUGUUUGUUUCGGCAAACCUGAGAAUGUAUCUUUGAAUCGUAUAAUCGAUGUAAAAUGAUAGUAUUCAGUCUUAUUUAGUAGUAAAUUAGAUGUUAGGUAUUUGUGAUUUUACUUUUCAUGCAAUGAAGACUAAUAUAUAUAGAAGGACCAGCACAUAUUUAUGCAAUAAUUUAGAAAUAAUCUGAAUAAAAAGGCUGAACCUCAUGAAAUCAUGCCCAUGCCAUAUUUCAGUCCUUAAAAAAAUCGACUAAAUAAAUGUAUUACUGUUAAAUAUGAUUAAUAUUUGCUUAUUACUAUUUUCAUGACUAUUUUCAGCUACUGUAAUACAAAAUGUAGCUAAAUUGUCCUGAAUAAUAAACCCUAAAUAUGUGGUUAUUAUUCAUUAAUAUUUACAUUUGCUAUUGAAUACCUUCACAUUAUGACUGAUACUGUAAUACAGUAUUUUUAGAUUUAUUGUCAUAUUAAAUUGCUAAAAGACAACACAACAUAGAUUUAUAUUAUACAAUCAUUUUU
Danio aesculapii is the source of this 6393-nucleotide messenger RNA. It is a transcript of the gene slc25a22a, whose product is annotated as solute carrier family 25 member 22a. The record is from RefSeq and is a predicted model, not a curated record. Bases 149 to 1093 code for a protein of 314 amino acids. Gene Ontology annotation, biological process: aspartate transmembrane transport; L-glutamate transmembrane transport; malate-aspartate shuttle. Gene Ontology annotation, molecular function: L-aspartate transmembrane transporter activity; L-glutamate transmembrane transporter activity. The transcript is spliced from 10 exons. Lineage: Eukaryota; Metazoa; Chordata; Actinopteri; Cypriniformes; Danionidae.